Babesia ovata is the source of this 1965-nucleotide messenger RNA. Its product is annotated as heat shock protein. Lineage: Eukaryota; Apicomplexa; Aconoidasida; Piroplasmida; Babesiidae. The coding region runs from base 1 to 1965 and encodes 654 amino acids. Gene Ontology annotation, biological process: cellular response to unfolded protein; protein refolding. The transcript has a single exon. Gene Ontology annotation, cellular component: mitochondrion; cytoplasm. Gene Ontology annotation, molecular function: heat shock protein binding; ATP hydrolysis activity; ATP-dependent protein folding chaperone. The record is from RefSeq and is a predicted model, not a curated record.
AUGAGCUUCCUCAGCAGGCUGUUCGCGGUGGGCUCGCCGGCCUACCGCAACGCCCUCGUGCACCGCAGGCUCACCACGUCGCGCCUUCUCCGGUCAAAGGUGCAGGGCGACGUCGUCGGUAUCGACCUGGGUACGACAAACAGCUGUGUCGCGGUGAUGGAGGGCUCGCACCCUAAGGUCAUCGAGAACUCCGAGGGAAUGAGGACCACGCCCUCGGUGGUGGCCUUCACCGACGACGGGCAGCGCCUUGUGGGCGUCGUCGCCAAGCGCCAGGCCGUCACCAACCCGGAGAACACCGUGUUUGCGACCAAGCGGUUCAUCGGACGUAGAUUCGACGACGAUGUCACCAAGAAGGAGCAGAAGACCCUCCCCUACAAGAUCGUACGCGCGUCGAACGGCGAUGCGUGGAUCGAAGCCCAGGGCAAGCAGUACUCGCCCAGCCAAAUCGGCGCCUGCAUCCUGUCGAAGAUGAAGGAAACGGCCGAGGCGCACCUGGGCAGGAAGGUCGGCAAGGCCGUCAUCACCGUCCCCGCGUACUUCAACGACUCGCAGAGGCAGGCGACGAAGGACGCUGGUAAAAUCGCCGGCCUGGACGUGCUUAGGAUCAUCAACGAGCCCACCGCUGCCGCUUUGGCGUUCGGCCUCGAGAAGAACGACGGAAAGACCAUCGCCGUGUACGACCUUGGUGGCGGUACCUUCGACAUAUCGAUCCUCGAGAUUCUCGGCGGGGUGUUCGAGGUGAAGGCCACGAACGGCAACACCUCACUGGGUGGCGAGGACUUCGACCAGCGCAUCCUGCAGUAUCUCAUCGCCGAGUUCAAGAAGCAGCAGGGCAUCGACCUGACGAACGACAAGUUGGCACUCCAGCGUCUCCGUGAGGCGGCGGAGUCCGCGAAGGUCGAGCUGUCUAGUAAGACUCAGACGGAAAUAAACCUUCCGUUCAUCACUGCAGACAUGACUGGUCCCAAACACAUGCAGUUCAAACUGACCCGCGCCAAGCUUGAGGAAAUUUGUGACGACCUCCUCAAGGGCACCAUAGAGCCGUGUGAGAAGUGCCUGAAGGACGCUGGCAUCGGCGCCAAGGACCUCAACGACAUAAUCCUCGUGGGAGGCAUGACCCGUAUGCCGCGCGUGAGCGACAUCGUGCAGCGCAUAUUCGGGAAGGAGGCGUCUAAGUCGGUCAACCCGGACGAGGCGGUCGCCAUGGGUGCCGCCAUACAGGCUGGUGUGCUAAAGGGCGAGAUUAAGGAUCUGCUACUGCUCGACGUGUGCCCGCUAUCGCUCGGUAUCGAGACGCUAGGCGGCGUGUUCACCAGACUCAUCAACCGCAACACCACCAUCCCCACCAAGAAGAGCCAGGUGUUCUCCACUGCGGCUGACAACCAGACUCAGGUGGGCAUCAAGGUCUACCAGGGUGAGCGUGGCAUGGCUGCGGACAACCAGAUGCUGGGCCAAUUCGAACUUGUGGGCAUCCCUCCGGCUCCCCGCGGCGUGCCUCAGAUCGAGGUCACCUUCGACGUGGACGCUAACGGCAUCAUGAACAUCAGCGCCGUGGACAAGUCCACUGGUCGCAAGCAGGAGAUAACGAUCCAGAGCAGCGGCGGGCUCAGCGACGAGCAGGUUGAGCGGAUGGUGAAGGACGCUGAGGCGUUCAAGCAGUCCGACGAGCAGCGCAAGCAGCUGGUCGACGCGCGCAACGAGGCAGAGACGCUCUCGUACUCCGUGGAGAAGCAGCUGUCUGACUUCAAGGACAAGAUUUCUGAGGAGGACAAGAAGUCGCUGGAGGAACAACUCAGCGAGCUGCGCCAGCAGAUGACCAGUGAGGACCUGGAGCGCCUGAAGGACUCCCACAAGCGCCUGCAGGAGCUUUCGUGGAAGGUGUCUCAGCAGAUGUACCAGUCUAACCAGCAGUCUGGCGACAAAGGAAGCUCUGAGGGCGAUGCCGGCUCGGAGAACAAGAGCUGA